AUGGGCAUCAUCCGUGGUACCCUCAAACUCACCACCAUCGGCACCGCCGCCACCCUGGGCACCUUCUUCUGGGCCACCCGCGAAAGCACCUUCGUCUCGCUCCCAGUCACAGACCACAUCUUCCAGUCGAAAUUGUUCAGCAAGUUCAACCCGUCAAAGAACCCCACGACGCACGAUCUGUGUAUCCGGAAAGUGCCGCUGUCGGAAAUUAACCCCGCACUGCUGGAGAAGAAGGGGAAGUUGGUGGAGGCGUUUUGUGCGGGUGUUUGGAGUGGAUGGGGGUAUGCUUUCCAGCGCGCAUAUCUAGCAAGGAAGUACCAAGGUCCCGAGACCGCUAACCACCUUUGGUCACCGGAAGAGCUGCGCUCCUCGACAUACGACAAGGGAACACUGAUUACAGACCACUUCGAGGUCGUCGAGAAGACCCCUGAACGGAUUGUGGUGCGCUGCGGUGACUCGCCCCGUCUGCGUGAUGUGCGGGAAUCGGACGGUCUCUUUGAGAUGUCCGCGGUUGUAAAGCCGGAUGAGGGCGUCGCGGUGUUUGGGCUGAAGAGUUGCUUCUACAAAGGUCUUGGAAAGGCGGACUCGGAGCCAAUGCCGGCGCAUAUUGUCUGGUUGCACAAGCAGUAUACCAAGUUGUGGUCGGAGUCUGCUAUCCGCAAUGUCUUGCGGUGA
This is a messenger RNA of Aspergillus ruber CBS 135680, 675 nucleotides long. RefSeq lists its product as uncharacterized. Lineage: Eukaryota; Fungi; Ascomycota; Eurotiomycetes; Eurotiales; Aspergillaceae. The transcript has 2 exons. Bases 1 to 675 code for a protein of 224 amino acids. The record is from RefSeq and is a predicted model, not a curated record.